This is a messenger RNA of Mirounga angustirostris (Northern elephant seal), 4766 nucleotides long. It is a transcript of the gene SLCO5A1, whose product is annotated as solute carrier organic anion transporter family member 5A1. The coding region runs from base 1484 to 4039 and encodes 851 amino acids. The record is from RefSeq and is a predicted model, not a curated record. The transcript has 10 exons. Gene Ontology annotation, cellular component: plasma membrane. Gene Ontology annotation, molecular function: protein binding. Gene Ontology annotation, biological process: sodium-independent organic anion transport; transmembrane transport. NCBI's taxonomy places the organism in Eukaryota, Metazoa, Chordata, Mammalia, Carnivora, Phocidae.
CUUCCAGAUUAUAAUUGGCCUCCAGGUCUGGCCACUUCUACCUUCUCAUUGUAUAUUUAAGCGAUUGCCUCCUCUCCAUGUUCUUGCCACUGCUCAUCCCAUUCUGUCUAGAGAUUGCUUCCAAACUCCCCUCGGUGCCACAGUGGGGCCUCCAUUCACCCAUCACUGCCAGAACAGCUUUGUGGUGAGCAAGUCAGAAUGUCACCGGCCCUUCAGUGCUGACAGCACACAACCUGUGAAGCCCUUGCUGACCUUUUCCACUCUGCCACCCUUGCCGUCCAGUCCUCUGCUCCAUCCUUGCGAUCUCCCUGGGGCUCCUCUACCUACCAACUUGGAGCACCAUACCCUUGCCUUUCCUUCUGCCUGGAAAUGAAGAUGGAAUAGGUUAAUGGAUAUGAGGUUCUUCGGGGGCAUCCUGUAUCGAACUUACCUUGUUGUUUUAGGCUACUUGGGGGUAUUUCUUCCACAAGACAGACGUUUCCUCUGUCCGGGGAUCCUGUCCUGUUCAUCUUUGGUCCCCAGAACCUACUCUGGUACCUAGACAUUGUGGGUGCCCACGGCACGGAAAAACGAACAGAAAUAAUUUUUUUUUUUUUUUUAAUUCCGAGUGGGCUGUCUGGCUCAGCAGCUGACUUUUUCGGAGACCUGCUCCCUCGGGGCCUCAGUGCUCCUCCGUCUCCCCCACCGCGCAGGUGAAGGGCAGCGGGGCGGCUCGCUGCCUUGGGGCCGGGCUGGGCGGGCGCCCGCGCGCCUGCGCCCUCUGCUGCUCCGCUCCGGGCGCGUCCGCCGUGUGCGUGUGUCUAGAGAGGAGAGGCUUGGGUGACAAGCGCGGGGUGGGGGUAAGAGUUCAGCCUCACUCACAGUCUCAUUCACUGAUUUCUCCGCCGCUGGACAGAAGCUGCCUCCCCAGGCCGCUCCCAACUACUCCCGCACCUCCACAGUCCCCACUUCCCGCCGCUCCACUCGCAGCCAGACAUUCUGACCGACAGACUCACGAGUUGGCAUCUUUGCGCCCGAGGGUGUCGCAAGCCGAGGCGGCGAGGACAGGGCGCCUCUGGCCCAGCCCGCCGGGCGGUAUGCGGCGCGGGCAACAGCGCUAAGCGCCCCCACGCUGGGCACGGGGCGUCCUCGCUCCAGGCGGCGGGCCGAGCGGCGGCGGCGGAGGGGAUGCGCCCGGGACGCGCAAGGCUCCUGCCGCGAGCUACCGCCCCGAGGUGGACCCCAAGCAGGGCUCAUCGCAGGACCGCGCGGACCCCUGCCCCCCGGGGCACGCGGCUGCGGAGCCUCGGGGCCGCAUCUGCGGUCAGGAUGCCCUGGGUGCCUCUCUGCUGGUGAGGAUGCCCUGCUGCGCGGCUCUGCGUCCCCAGCCCCGGUCCCUGGUGGGCACGACUGAGUGGGCCCGACUUCGGCCCGUCGUGCUGGUGGAUGAAAAGCGCCGGAGUCCCUGAGUGCGAUCAGCGAUCGAAUCUGAGUUCUAAGAGCCAUGGACGAAGGCACCGGGCUGCAGCCCCAGGCGGGAGAGCAGCUGGAAGCACAAGCCACAGUAGGAGCUGUCCAAGAGAAGUGCGAACCAGAGACCUUUAGGUCCAAGAGUUUACCAGUCCUGAACAGCGCCUCCUGCCGGCCAGACCUGAGUCCUGCGCGUGCAGGAGCCAAGCCCGCCAUCGGCUGUACAGAUUCUUUGGGCCAUGAGGAGUUGAAACCAGGCCCAAGUCGGUUGACCCCCAGUCCCUCUGCUCCUUCCACUUCGGCGGAGAUGGCAGGGCUCAUGGAAUGUAACCACAGGGUGGAAGUCAGCAAAGCCGUGUCGGUGUCCUCCGCUUUGGCCACGCUCCAGGGGAGAAGGUGCCUCUAUGUGGUCCUCACUGAUUCCCGUUGCUUCCUGGUUUGCAUGUGCUUUCUGACCUUCAUCCAGGCGUUAAUGGUCUCUGGGUACCUGAGCAGUGUCAUCACCACCAUCGAAAGGCGCUACAGUCUGAAGAGUUCCGAGUCGGGGCUGCUGGUCAGCUGCUUUGACAUUGGGAGCCUGGUGGUGGUGGUGUUCGUCAGCUACUUUGGCGGCCGGGGUCGGAGGCCCCUGUGGCUAGCGGUGGGUGGACUUUUCAUUGCCGUUGGGGCUGCCCUCUUUGCUUUACCUCACUUCAUCUCGCCUCCCUACCAGAUCCAAGAGUUGAAUGCUUCGGCCUCCAACAACGGCCUGUGUCAGAAUGGCAACUCCACCGCGCCUUCCGAACCUCCCGCCUGCCUGAAGGAUUCAGGAGGAAAUAAUCAUUGGGUCUAUGUGGCUUUAUUCAUUUGUGCACAGAUUCUCAUUGGAAUGGGUUCCACACCUAUUUAUACCUUGGGACCAACCUACUUAGAUGACAAUGUCAAGAAAGAAAAUGCAUCCUUGUACCUAGCCAUCAUGUAUGUCAUGGGAGCACUUGGUCCUGCAGUGGGAUAUUUAUUAGGUGGACUUCUUAUUGGUUUUUAUGUCGAUCCCAGAAAUCCUGUUAACCUUGAUCAGAAUGACCCUCGUUUCAUUGGAAACUGGUGGAGUGGAUUCCUCCUUUGUGCCGUUGCAAUGUUUCUUGUGAUAUUCCCAAUGUUUACUUUUCCAAAAAAGCUUCCUCCUCGACACAAGAAAAAGAAAAAGAAAAAAUUUUCUGCUGAUAUUGUUAGUGAUGAUGACGUUAUGAAGGAGAAGUCAAACAAUAGUGCACAAGUGGACAAAAAAGUUUCUUCUUUGGGAUUUGGAAAGAAUGUCAGAGACCUACCAAGAGCAGCUGUCAGGAUCUUAAGCAACAUGACAUUCCUUUUUGUGAGUUUGUCAUACACAGCUGAGAGUGCCAUUGUAACUGCUUUCAUUACCUUCAUUCCCAAGUUCAUCGAAUCACAGUUCGGUAUCCCAGCUUCCAAUGCCAGCAUCUACACUGGUGUUAUUAUUGUCCCCAGUGCUGGUGUUGGUAUUGUCCUGGGAGGCUACAUUAUAAAGAAAUUGAAACUUGGUGCAAGAGAAUCUGCCAAACUAGCCAUGAUCUGCAGUGGUGUGUCUUUACUGUGUUUUUCAACCCUAUUUAUUGUUGGAUGUGAAAGUAUUAACCUAGGAGGCAUAAACAUCCCUUAUACAACAGGACCUUCUCUUACCAUGCCCCACAGGAACCUGACAGGAAGCUGCAAUGUUAAUUGUGGUUGUAAAAUACAUGAGUAUGAGCCAGUCUGUGGAUCAGAUGGAAUUACAUACUUUAACCCUUGUCUGGCUGGCUGUGUUAACAGUGGUAAUCUUAGCACUGGGAUAAGGAACUACACAGAAUGCACGUGUGUCCAAAGCCGGCAAGUGAUCACUCCACCUACAGUCGGACAGCGCAGUCAGCUCCGUGUGGUUAUUGUCAAAACCUAUCUCAACGAAAACGGCUAUGCUGUGUCCGGGAAGUGCAAACGGGCCUGCAAUACCCUUAUCCCAUUCUUAAUUUUUCUCUUCAUUGUCACCUUCAUCACAGCAUGUGCCCAACCAUCAGCCAUCAUAGUAACACUCAGGUCGGUAGAAGAUGAGGAGAGACCUUUCGCGCUGGGAAUGCAGUUUGUUUUAUUGCGAACACUUGCAUACAUUCCUACUCCAAUUUACUUUGGAGCAGUUAUUGACACCACCUGCAUGCUCUGGCAACAGGAAUGUGGAGUGCAAGGCUCUUGCUGGGAGUACAACGUGACAUCAUUUCGUUUUGUCUACUUUGGUUUGGCGGCUGGCCUCAAAUUUGUUGCCUUCAUUUUUAUUUUUCUGGCCUGGUACUCCAUUAAAUACAAGGAGGACGAGCUGCAGAGGCAGAGGUGGAGAGAAUUUCCUCUGAGCACAGUGAGCGAGAUGGUGGGCCACACCGAAAACACCAGUAAGGGUGCCCGGACUAGAUCUUGUCCAGCUUUCAGCAGCCAGGGGGAUUUCCACGAAGAGACUGGUCUGCAGAAAGGGAUCCAGUACGCAGCACAGACCUAUCCGGGGCCCUUCCCCGAAGCAAUAAGCUCCUCCCCAGACCCAGGGCUGGAAGAAAGCCCUACUGCCAUGUAGCAUCCCUCCUGAAGCUUGAAAAUGGAAGACUUUAGUUUUGUUGGUUGAGUUGAAUAUGGCAACUUGAGAAACACCCGUGCCUUCUUUUCUUUCUCUCUUUUUUUAACCUCUAAAGACACAAUCCUCAAACCGACAAAACUCAGUAUACACAGCCACUAUUGACUGAGGGCUGGAUACCUCAACAAGACUGAGAGCCUUUGCCCCCCUUCUCUCCAAGAAGGAGGAGUUUAGGUAGAUUUGUUACCAUUUCCGCUAUGUUAAUUUCAUGCUCGUGCUCCAUUGUGGUAUAAGGCUGAGAGGUGCCUGGUUAAGAAAAUUACGGGAAGUGUCCUAGAGGUACAUAUCAUUACCAUACACUCCAAACAAAGGUGAGCUUGACCAUGACUUUGCAUUUACAAAUCAGAGUUUUUAGAUAUGAACACAUACUGUGAGUUCCGCUACAAAGCACAAAUGAAUUUGCCUCAACUAUGCAAUUUUGAUUGGGAAAAUGUAAGUGCAGCAUGUUACUUUUUCUUUCAAGAGACUAAAGCAGAUACGUUUUGAAAAGAGGACAAUAAACUUUCCCUAAAGUACUGUUAAUAGCGUUUUAAGCCAUAGCAGAGUUAUAAAUCAGGUAGAAUUUUUCAAAUGCUUCAAAGGAAUCAUAUGCAUAGUGUGACAAAAGGAACAGCGACUUUAUUUCAUAAGACACAUUCUCUUUUAGUCUGUCUGCCCCAUUAUAAGGUAA